UCCAAAGUCCAAACACAGCGGCGGCUCCGCCUCUCCUGUCACCAGUCACCCGCCGUUCCUUGGCGGGACAUUCACCCAUUGGCGGGAAAUUCUCAUUUCGUUUCCAUCUCUCAUAAGAAAAUGUCCAAAAUACCCGUACAACACUUUCCCACAAAUCAGGUCAUAUAAAUACCUCCGAACUCCUCCUUUCUCUCUCUCCUCUCUCCACAAACAUUUUGAACUCUCUCUCCCUUCGCCCAAACCCUCGCGACCUUCCAAACCCAUGGCGAGGCCCUCGAAAUCAUCGGAAGAAGAAGACGCAUCCAACGGAUCAAAUUCCUCAUCCGAAGAGCAAAUCAACGAUCAGAUCAACGAGGAGGAAGACGAGGAGGAGAUCGAGGCCGUCGCAAGGGCCGGGGACGACGACGAAGAUAACGACGACGGUAACGGCGAUGACGAGGAUGAGGAGGAAGUAUUCGAAGAGAAGGCUGCGGGUGGUGAAAUUGGAAAGCGGGAAAAGGCCAGGCUAAGAGAAAUGCAGAAGUUGAAGAAACAGAAGAUUCAUGAAAUUCUGAGUGCACAAAAUGCUGCUAUUGAUGCAGAUAUGAACAACAAGGGAAAGGGGCGGCUCAAGUAUCUCCUGCAGCAGACAGAGAUAUUUGCUCAUUUUGCCAAGGGUGAUCAAUCUACCUCUCAGAAGAAGUCAAAGGGAAGGGGUCGUCAUGCAUCAAAGGUUACUGAGGAGGAAGAAGAUGAAGAAUACCUCAAGGAUGAAGAAGAUGGUCUCUCUGGGACUGGAAAUACUCGGCUGGUGGCUCAACCCUCUUGUAUUGAAGGAAAGAUGAGGGACUACCAACUUGCUGGAUUAAACUGGCUCAUACGCCUAUAUGAGAAUGGUAUAAAUGGGAUCCUUGCAGAUGAAAUGGGUCUUGGCAAAACAUUGCAAACAAUCUCCUUGUUGGGGUAUCUGAAUGAAUUCAGGGGAAUAACUGGUCCUCACAUGGUUGUUGCUCCAAAGUCUACGCUGGGCAACUGGAUGAAUGAAAUCAAACGUUUCUGCCCAAUUCUGCGAGCCAUAAAGUUUCUUGGAAAUCCUGAUGAAAGAAAGCAUGUACGUGAAAAUUUACUUGUUGCUGGGAAGUUUGAUGUGUGUGUUACCAGUUUUGAAAUGGCCAUUAAGGAGAAAUCAGCCUUGCGCCAAUUUAGUUGGCGAUAUAUAAUCAUUGACGAGGCUCAUAGAAUCAAGAAUGAGAAUUCACUUCUUUCAAAGACAAUGAGACUUUUCAAGACUAAUUACCGCCUCCUUAUUACGGGUACUCCGCUGCAGAACAAUCUUCACGAGUUGUGGUCUCUUCUGAACUUUCUUUUGCCGGAGAUAUUUAGCUCAGCUGAAACUUUUGAUGAAUGGUUUCAAAUAUCUGGUGAAAAUGACCAGCAGGAGGUUGUUCAACAACUUCAUAAGGUCCUCCGGCCGUUCCUUCUUCGGCGGUUGAAGUCAGAUGUUGAAAAAGGUUUGCCUCCCAAGAAGGAAACGAUACUCAAAGUUGGAAUGUCCCAAAUGCAGAAGCAGUACUAUAAGGCGUUGUUGCAGAAAGAUCUUGAGGUUGUAAAUGCCGGUGGAGAGCGGAAGCGUCUUCUGAACAUAGCAAUGCAGCUGCGUAAAUGCUGUAAUCACCCGUACCUUUUCCAAGGUGCUGAACCUGGCCCUCCUUAUACGACAGGAGAUCAUCUUAUUACUAAUGCUGGGAAAAUGGUUCUUUUGGAUAAGUUGCUUCCUAAACUAAAAGAACGUGAUUCAAGGGUCCUUAUUUUUUCACAGAUGACAAGGCUUCUGGAUAUUCUGGAAGACUACUUAUUAUUUCGUGGUUACCUGUAUUGUCGGAUUGAUGGCAAUACUGGUGGAGAUGAUCGCGAUGCUUCAAUUGAAGCCUUCAAUAAGCCAGGAAGUGAGAAAUUUGUCUUCUUACUAUCAACCAGGGCUGGAGGCCUUGGCAUUAAUCUUGCAACUGCAGAUGUAGUGAUUAUUUAUGACAGUGACUGGAACCCACAAGUCGACUUGCAGGCUCAGGAUCGUGCUCACAGGAUUGGGCAAACAAAAGAAGUUCAAGUGUUCCGUUUUUGUACCGAGUAUACAAUUGAGGAAAAAGUGAUUGAGAGGGCUUAUAAAAAGCUUGCUUUAGAUGCUUUGGUGAUCCAACAAGGGAGAUUGGCAGAGCAGAAGACUGUUAACAAAGAUGAGCUGCUCCAAAUGGUGAGGUUUGGUGCUGAAAUGGUUUUCAGUUCAAAGGACAGUACAAUCACUGAUGAGGAUAUAGAGCGAAUCAUUGCUAAAGGAGAAGAGGCUACAGCUGAGCUUGAUGCUAAGAUGAAGAAAUUUACUGAAGACGCGAUCAAAUUCAAAAUGGAUGACUCUGCUGAUCUAUAUGACUUUGGGGAUGAAAAAGAUGACAACAAGUUGGACUUCAAGAAAAUUGUCACUGACAACUGGGUCGAACCAUCAAAAAGGGAGAGGAAGCGCAAUUACUCCGAAUCCGAAUACUUCAAGCAAACAAUGCGCCAAAGUGGUCCAGCUAGACCAAGAGAGCCUCGAAUUCCUCGCAUGCCCCAGUUGCACGAUUUUCAGUUUUUUAACACGCAAAGGUUAAGCGAGUUGUAUGAAAAAGAAGUUCGCUAUCUCAUGCAAACAAAUCAAAAGAAUCAGUUAAAAGACACCACCAUAGACAUGGAUGAGCCAGAAGAGUUGGGAGACCCCUUGACUGCGGAAGAGCAGGAAGAAAAGGAGCGGCUAUUGGAAGAGGGAUUUUCUACAUGGAGUAGAAGAGAUUUUAAUACUUUCAUUAGAGCUUGUGAGAAGUAUGGUCGGAAUGAUGUAAAAAGUAUAGCCUAUGAAAUUGAAGGGAAGACAGACGAGGAAGUUGAAAGAUAUGCAAAAGUUUUUAAAGAAAGAUACAAAGAGUUGAAUGAUUAUGAUAGGAUCAUUAAGAACAUUGAAAGAGGGGAGGCUAGAAUCUCUCGCAGGGAUGAGAUCAUGAAAGCAAUUGGGAAGAAGUUGGAUAGAUACAAGAAUCCAUGGCUUGAAUUGAAAAUUCAGUAUGGUCAGAACAAAGGAAAGCUGUACAAUGAAGAGUGUGAUCGUUUCAUGAUUUGCAUGGUUAACAAGCUUGGCUACGGAAACUGGGAUGAGCUAAAGGCUGCAUUUCGCACAUCGCCUUUAUUCCGUUUUGACUGGUUUGUUAAGUCUCGAACAACUCAAGAGCUUGCAAGGAGAUGUGAUACGCUUAUUCGGUUGGUAGAGCGGGAAAACCAAGAAUUUGAUGAAAGAGAGAGACAAGCCCGUAAAGAGAAGAAGCUUGCAAAGAACACGACGCCAUCAAAGCGGGCACUAGCAAGGCAGGCAACAGAGAGCCCUCCAACUAUAAAGAAGCGGAAGCAAUUGUUGAUGGAUGACUAUGUGAACUCGGUAGACAGUUUUCCCCUAUGAGAAACUACAGGCUGUGUUUAUCAUUUCUUCUCUUCGCUCUGUUCUUUGGUAUGUUUUACAAGGUAAAAAGCUGAAUAUGGUCCUUUGUGCAGGGGAAGAAGAGGAAAUGAGGUGGAAGUACAAAGCUAUCAUCAUUUGUUGCGGAAGCCUCUAGUAUUUUGCUCGAAGCAUCUAGUAUUAUUGCAUCUAGAUUCGGUGGCAGGACUAUAUUUUUGGAUCUUAACCCUGGCUUGGCGGAAGCCACUGACGUGGCUAGGGAGUUAUAUAUUUAGAUCAUAGCGUAGGCUUACAAGUUAUGUAACUGAGUACUGGAUUGAAACCACUUUACUUCAUUCAUGAGAAUGGAUAUCGGUAUUUGGACCAUAUGAAACACUGUGAUCCGUGGUCUACCGUGUUGUAUCUCUUUUAUUGUUCAGAUCAUGCUUUCAUCUUGUUAUGCAUCUCAAGUGAAAUUUCCAGGAGUAUCAGUAGCUGCUUUCUAGUU
Messenger RNA from Rhododendron vialii, 3944 nucleotides. RefSeq names its product ISWI chromatin-remodeling complex ATPase CHR11. Lineage: Eukaryota; Viridiplantae; Streptophyta; Magnoliopsida; Ericales; Ericaceae. The transcript has 24 exons. Gene Ontology annotation, biological process: regulation of transcription by RNA polymerase II; nucleosome organization. Gene Ontology annotation, molecular function: histone binding; ATP binding; DNA binding. Gene Ontology annotation, cellular component: nucleus; chromatin. The record is from RefSeq and is a predicted model, not a curated record. Bases 263 to 3460 code for a protein of 1065 amino acids.